AAAGGGUGAUUGGUCAACGUGGAUUGUACGUAAAAAAACGUUAGUAAAAAUGGCGGCACAUUAGCUGUGGUUCUUGUUACCGCAUGCUUGUUAUGUGAAAUUUUAAGAAAUGGCAGAAGUUAAGCCCCUAAAGGUGAAGGAGCACAAAGCACCAGAUAAAAAAUCUCCAAAAGGCUCCAAGAACAAGAAAAGCGUCUACUGUCCUUUGUGUCGCAAGUGGCAUUUAAAACAUAAGGGACAUGAUCAUAUGCACAGCUUGCAGCACCACCAGGAGCUGGAGUCGGUGCUGGGCAAGGACGCUUGUCAUGACUGCCAGGCAUGUAAGAUCAAACUAUCGGGGUUGAAUGAAUACAUAAAGCACAUCUCAACAUCUCAACACACAGCCAAGUUGAAUAGUUUGAAGACCAGAAACGUUAAGCCUGUUAGUCUGUUCAAGACCCUGGGCCCUGAGAUCAUGAAAAGCGUUAUGGAGAGAAACAAGAUGCUCAGGAAAAGCACGAAGAAGGCAGAGAAAAAAGAGAAGAAGAAGGCGAAGCAGAAAGCUGGGAAGAAGAAGCAAGGUGUUGCUCAGGAAAUGACUUUUGCAUUCAAGAACAGGACAGAGGACAGAAUGAGAAGUAUGCCAGCAAGGUACCAAAACUGGCAACCCCAAACUUCCGGGCAGGGAGGCAACUGUGUCGUUGCUCGGAACAAGGAGAACAAAAUGUUUCAAGCGCAAAGACCAGUUCAGGACGGAGAACCGCCGUUUCACAAUCCAAACUGGAUGCCGGUUCAUCCACCAGGAAUGCCAAGCGGUUGGCCUUUUAAUUCCCAGUUUGUUCAGUAUUCCUUCAGUUCUCCAGCCAACCCCCCAAGCUAUCCCUCCCAUUUGGGUGACCACCCCCAGUCAAGAUUCCAUCACAAUCAGGCCAGCAGACAUUUUGAAGGGCCAAAUCACCACCAAGUGGGUUCUUCUGACGUGCAGAUACCCAAUGCAGGCAACUUUUCCAAUGCAUAUGAUUGUUCUUAUAAUGUUUCUGCUGGUGGUCUGAUCCCUGAAAAGGGAGUGGGUCAAAUCCAAAGUGAGAAAACCGAUUCCUCUCAGCCAUCAAGCUCUUCAGCUCCGCUUGCUUCAGCGAACAAAGCCGCUCCCGUGCGAGACAUCGACGUCUCAUCCGUCCUGAAGCAAAUCAGGAGGGAGCUCGGCGUGAGGGAGCCAUGCAGAGCUGAUCGGGAAGCCCGGAAGCAGAGCAGGAUGGUAUAUGGGAACGCCGUGCAUCAACUGGAGUUGGAGCAGCCAGCAGGUACCACUCCAGCUCCAGCCGUUCUUUCUCCACAGGCCAGAACGUCUGCUGUCAUUGGGCCAAAGCAGACAAAAGAAACAAGUGGAUUCCAUCAGACGAGUUCGGCUGCAGCGGACGGAGACGUCAGCGGCAGGGAAGAAGAGUCUCGUGUAAGAAAUAGUUCAGCUUCUGAGCCCAACCUGAGCACCGCCCGUAAAAUCCGAAUUGCCCACAAAUCAGCUGAAGGGAAGAAGCUGACACCAAGUAAACCGGUCCUGGACAAGUUGUUGAGCUUCUCAGGAGCCAAGAGUAGAACAAACUGGGAGGCGAUGUACGGCAGCACAAAGAAGAGGCACUUAAAAGACAAGCAGCGGUUUGGAACUCGGCUGGUGAACCCCCCGACCGAUAACGGCUCUGCACAGGAUGCUGACCUGCCUCUGUCUCAGGGCUUCCACUGGGAGACGCUUUCAGACAAUCCUUCAGUCCUUCCUUCGAACGACGGACUCACCGAGACACAAACCGUCUCUCAGAAGCAGGACACUAAAAAGUCACCCGAUGCAUCUCAGGCAGCUAGAGUUGCUAUUAAAAAAGAACUAAACACUGAAGAUGAGCCGAUUACUGGAAAGAGGGAACGUGACAGCGUGGCGGCUGACGGUGUUUCCAGUAAUAAGAAGAAGAAAACAAAAUCAAACAAGGACCCGAGUCAGAUGGACCAACUGUUGGCCGUCUCGCUCAGGGAGGACGAGCUGAGCUUCUCCUUGCAGGAUUUGGACAAAUCUCUGAUCCAGGCCCGGACCGCUCUGCAAGCUGCCUACGCCGAGGUCCAAAAACUUCUACUUCUCAAGGAACAGAUGACUUCAGAGGUCAACAGUCUAAGAACAAAACGCAUUGAGAUCCUGCAGGGAAUGCAAGUGGGUUACUCCAAAGCUUCCAGUCCAGCAGGAACCACCUCACCAUCAGGCGGCGCUUCCAUCGUGCCGCCAGCUUCCGUUUUCACUUCAAGUGACUUCUCUACCUCCACGAGCCAGCAACCACCUGCUGCCACCCCGACGUCAUUUAUCACCCAAUCUCUUCCAGCUCCUGUUGCUCACCCACUUGUGUCAGUAAAACAGGAAGUCAAUCCUGUACUUGUUCAGGCCGAUGCCCCCUUUUUCCCCUCAAAUCUGCUCCAACAGUCGCACUCAGCUCCUUCUUCCUCGGCUGCUCGGCUCGCAGCAGAAAGCUCUGCAUCAUCGACUGAAUCAUCUGCCACUAGGGUUAAAAUCCAGAUGGAGCUGCAGCGAUCUGAGAGCGAGUCUGUGGAAGAAGUCAGGGGAAGUCCCAAGAAAGGAAAUAACAAACCUGCUCCUGAGCAACAGAGGACAACAUCUGAAAGGAGCGACGGCGGCGACGAGAGCGACAGCUCGGUGGAAAUGAUCGACUCCUCCAUCCUGGAGGUCAUAGAUGUGGAUGAGUCUGACGGCGUGAGCUCCGUUCAGCCCGAGGAGCCGUCUGCGAGCGUAGAGCUCACAUCUGUGAGCACUCAGACGUCUCAGAAAAGUGAAACGGACAGCAAAUUUCAGCCUCCAAAAGAUGCUGACAUCCCUCCAGAGUCUGCCGAGGCCGACGAGCCAUCUUUAGGAGCUUUUUCAAGUCACGAGGGCCCGGUCCACGGCCUGCAGGUCCACAACGGGCUCUUGUACACGUGUUCAGGGGACAACACGGCUCGUGCCUACAGUCUGAUGACUAGAGAAUGUGAAGCGGUUUUCCACGGUCACACAAAUAAAGUCAACUGUCUGCUGGUGUCGUCACCCCCGAACAUGCUGGCACGCCUCUACACCGGGUCCAGCGACCAAACCAUCCGCUGCUACAGCCUGAAGUCUAAGAAGUGUCUGGAGAAGAUCUCGCUACCAGACAGGGUCUUUUGUUUGCACAUCGCCUGGAAUAUUUUAUACGUCGGCCUCGCCAACGGAUCAGUCAUCAGCUUAGAUUUAAAGACUCUGAAGGAGCUGGAUGUGUUCGAGUGUCACGGCCCGCGAGGGGUGAGCUGUUUGGGAACGGCUCAGGAGGGGGCGAGGCGGCUGCUGUUGGUCGGCUCGUACGACAGCACCAUCAGCGUACGGGACGCCCGCAGCAGCCUGCUGCUGCGCUCGUUGGAAGGUCACACCAAGACUGUGCUCUGCAUGAAGGUGGUGAAUGACCUGGUCUUCAGCGGCUCCAGCGACACGUCGGUCCACGCCCACAACAUCCACACGGGUGAGCUGGUUCGGAUCUACAAAGGUCACGGCCACGCCGUCACAUCCAUCGUCAUUUUGGGGAAAGUGAUGGUGACGGCGUGUUUGGACAAACUGGUUCGGGUUUAUGAGCUGCAGUCCCACGAUCGUCUACAGGUGUAUGGAGGUCACAGUGACAUGGUGAUGUGCAUGGCUGUGCACAAAAGUGUGAUUUACACCGGCUGUUAUGAUGGCACCGUUCAGGCUGUGAAACUAAACCUGAUGAGGAACCACCGGUGCUGGUGGCAGAGCUGCUCUCUGAUCUUCGGCGUGCCGGAGCAUCUCUUGCAUCACCUCGUCACAGAUCACAGCAAUCUGAAUCUGCAAACGGUCAAAUGUCGCUGGAAGGACUGCAACGCGUUUUUCGCCACACAGCAGGCGGUCAAACAGGAUCUGCCUGAUCACUUGCAGAACCACAUAGACAAAGACAGUAAACAGCAUCCCUGAGACGAGGACUCCCGUUUUAACCCUGUGUUGCUCUUUUUUCAAGUCUGGCUGAACGACACAAAGCUUUCAUUUUCAUGGAAGCUGUUGGAUCACUAAGAGUGUUUUUAAAAAUGCACCACUUGCACAAACAUGCCAGAACUGUUGAGGAAAUGACAGUUUUUCUUGUGUAAAUUACAAAUAAUUUUCAUUCACUGUGAGACAAAAGUAGCGAUAAUUUAUUUCUUUGAAGCUUCUUUGCCCAAACGGGUACAUUCAUUCCCCACAAUGCAACUCAGUCAUUAGCUAAUUAACUUUGUGCAGAUCAAUAAUUUUGUCAACAUUUCAUUCUAAGAAAGGAGAAAUAAAAAAUAUUGACACAAGAAGUAAUUUUGCUUACUGAAAAAUAAAGUUUUUCGUCAUGA
Nothobranchius furzeri (turquoise killifish) is the source of this 4362-nucleotide messenger RNA. It is a transcript of the gene znf106b, whose product is annotated as zinc finger protein 106b. The record is from RefSeq and is a predicted model, not a curated record. Gene Ontology annotation, biological process: insulin receptor signaling pathway. Lineage: Eukaryota; Metazoa; Chordata; Actinopteri; Cyprinodontiformes; Nothobranchiidae. Gene Ontology annotation, cellular component: membrane; cytosol. Gene Ontology annotation, molecular function: RNA binding; SH3 domain binding.